AGGAACUGUGUAGUGUUGCUGCGCUAGCAAAACCAUCGCUGCUACUUCUGGUCAUGUUUUGAGAGUAACAGAGGUGCUCCCCCCCCCCUCACCGGAAUACAAGGAGACACCACUACAGAGUGUUGUUAACGAAGUCUACGUUUGAAGGUGGCUAAAUUGCUGUGGGAAUAGACCAGUAGGAUCAACAACAGCUCAAAGUAUUUGCUCAAUUCUCCCCAGUCGUCAAGAAUAGACUUCCACUUCCCACAUCCAUUUCGACUGCGGCAGGCUCCGCACUGGGUCCUGGGCUACAAACACCACAACCCCGUUUGUUCUUUCGUGGACAAGAUCCGGCUAAGUUGUAGCGGUUUGUGGAAGGACCAUUGCAUGUCACAGUGUACAUCCCCGUUUCAGUCUGAAGGAUUGUUUACGCGUUAAAAUGGCUGCUGAAAUAGCAGUUGGAAGAGAUUGGUGUUGAAUCAAUGCAGCAACGUUACGUUAACGUUACCUAGCAGAGGCCAUACUACAAAUAAGCUACAUAGGCUAACAUAGUAUGUAUUCGCGAUAGUCGUAGUAUUUAACGAGUUAAGCUCAAAUAGCUUUAAUCGAUGGUCGGUAUCGUUAGGCACUUCCAACAAGAGGUGGGGUGAAGGGAAUUCCUCCCACUCCAAUUAUAUGCAUACGCUUAAGCAAGCAGCUUUAUAAAAACCCAUAGCUAACGUUGCAUUUUCUUAACUAUUAUGUCCCAAGCGUUGUAAGCAGGCAUAGCUAAGCCGUAAUAUUAGCAUGUAUAACACUAAACGAAUAUGCAGGACUUGUUUGUUAUAAUAGAAGCAGCCUGAGUAGCCGAGGCUUUCUCCCAUAGCAGACCUAAAGGCCCCGGUCUUUUACUCUGCUCGGUCGACCGGGGGGAAAAUGGAUCCUAGGGGGAAAUGUAAGACUAAACUCUUUCUUUUUGGACCCAGACUAACCACCCACAGCGAUCUGCGGGGCAUCAACAGAUACUUGGUGGUCUGUGUUUUGUUUUACUUUGUGCUGUUCACUCACGCCUCCCCGGCGAAACCGUGUGACAAGAAUUGUCUCUCUGGAAAAUGUAUCAACGGAUCCUGCAUCUGUGACCGAGGAUGGGUUGGAGACCAGUGCCAGCACUGCCAAGGGAGGUUCAAGUUGACAGAGCCCUCAGGAUACCUCACCGACGGCCCAAUCAACUACAAGUACAAAACAAAGUGCACCUGGCUCGUUGAGGGCUACCCAAAUGCGGUUCUUCGGUUAAGAUUUAACCACUUUGCCACAGAAUGUAGUUGGGACCAUUUGUACGUCUAUGAUGGAGACUCGAUAUAUGCUCCACUGGUUGCUGUUUUCAGCGGUCUCAUCGUGCCGGAGAUACGAGGAAAUGAGACGGUCCCUGAGGUCGAGACAACUUCAGGCUACGCACUACUACACUUUUUCAGCGAUGCUGCCUAUAACCUGACGGGAUUUGAAAUAUUCUACUCGAUCAACUCCUGUCCCAAUAACUGCUCCGGCCACGGGAAGUGCACCCCUGGUAACUCGGCCGCCAGCAGAGUGUACUGUGAAUGUGACAAGUAUUGGAAAGGCGAGGCCUGUGACAUCCCUUACUGUAGGAACAACUGUGGCAGCCCCGACCACGGCUACUGUGACCUCACUGGGGAAAAGCUGUGUGUCUGCAAUGACAGCUGGCAAGGCCCUGACUGCUCUCUAACCGUACCUUCAACGGAGUCUUUCUGGGUCCUACCAAGCAUCAAGCCCUUCGGCCCAUCGCUCGCCAGAGCUUCCCACAAAGCCGUAGUGCAAGAGAAAGUCAUGUGGGUGGUGGGCGGAUACACAUUCAACUACAGCUCCUUCCAGAUGAUUCUCAACUACAAUCUGGAGAGCGGUAUCUGGAACACAGUUCCCAUCAACAGUGGCCCUGUGCCACGAUACGGCCACACACUUGCUGCCUACCAGGAUGAUAUCUAUAUGUUCGGUGGGAAAAUGGAGGCCGCCUGGGGGAACGUGACAGAUGAGCUGUGGGUGUUCAACGUACCCAGUCGGACGUGGCAGCGGAGAAACCCUGUGGUUGGCCCACCGGCCCAGGCUCAGAUUUACGCUGUGGAGGGUCACUCAGCCCACUGCGUCCUGCUGGAUGAGGGAGAGGCCAUUAUGCUGGUCAUCUUUGGCUACUCUCCCAUCUACAGCUACGUCAGCAACGUUCAGGAGUACAACCUGAGGUCCAACACGUGGUUGGUGCCGGAGACCAAAGGCGCUGUUCCGCAGGGAGGUUAUGGCCACAGCAGCACUUAUGACACUGCCAGUGGUAGUGUGUAUGUUCAUGGAGGCUAUAAGGCGCUGCCUGCCAACAAAUAUGGCCUUGUUGAUGACCUCUACCGCUAUGACGUUAACACCCGGACAUGGUUCAUUCUGAGAGAGAGCGGCUUUCCACGGUACAUGCACUCAGCUGUGCUCCUCAGCGGCACCCUGCUCAUUUUUGGUGGCAACACACACAACGACACAUCACUCAGCAACGGGGCCAAGUGUUUCUCUACUGACUUCCUUGCCUAUGACAUUGCUUGUGAUGAGUGGAGGCUCCUGCCUAAACCCGACCUGCACAGGGAUGUCAACCGCUUUGGUCACUCUGCAGUGGUCAGCAAUGGGUCCAUGUAUGUGUUUGGGGGCUUCUCCGGUGUGCUGCUCAAUGAUGUGCUUGUUUACCGACCACCCAGCUGCCAGGCCUUCUUGGCAGAGAAGGGCUGUGCGAAGGCUGGGCCAGGGGUUCGCUGCAUCUGGAGCAGAGGCCACUGUCUCCCCUGGGAACCAAGCCUGGCUAAUGGAAGCCUCGUCCCUGCCUCAUUCUGCCCCCCUAAAGCUGUCACAGUGGACGAGCGGUGUUACCGGUUCUCAGACUGUGCCAGCUGUACAGCCAACACCAACGGGUGCCAGUGGUGUGAUGAUAAGAAGUGCAUCUCUGCCUCCAGCAACUGUACCUCUAACGUGAAGAACUUCACGGAGUGUCCAGUGCGGAACGAGCAGGUGUGCAGCAAGCUUGCCAACUGCAAGAGCUGCUCGCAGAAUCUCAACUGUCAGUGGGACCAGAAUCAGUCAGAGUGCCACGCUUUGCCUGCCCAGCAGUGCAGCGAGGGAUGGAGCCAGGUUGGAGAGGCCUGCCUGAGGAUCAACUCCAGCCGUGAGAGUUAUGACAACGCCCAGCACUACUGCAAGAACCUCAAUGGAAACAUCGCGUCGCUCACCACCUCCAAACAAGUAGACUUUGUGCUUGAGGAGCUAAAGAAGCUCCAGCUACAAGACAAGCAGCUGUCUCCCUGGGUGGGCCUGAGGAAAAUCAACGUGUCAUACUGGGGCUGGGAGGACAUGUCCCCCUUCACCAACAGCAGCCUGCGCUGGCUGCCCGGUGAGCCCAGUGACUCUGGCUUCUGUGCCUACCUGGAGGAGCCUCAGGUGUCGGGCCUUAGGGCCAAUCCAUGCACUGCCACUGCCCACGGCCUCAUCUGUGAAAAAGCUACUGGAAACCCCAAUCAGAGCACCCGUCCAUCCUGUAAGAAGCCUUGCUCUCUGCACACCAACUGUGCCAACUGUACCAGCCAGGCCAUGGAGUGUAUGUGGUGCGGCAGUGCGCAGCGCUGCGUCGACUCGACUGCCUAUGUGAUCUCUUUUCCUUAUGGCCAGUGUCUGGAGUGGCAGACUGGAGAGUGUGUGGCCCAGAACUGUUCAGGCCUGCGGACAUGUUCCCAAUGCUUGGAGCAGCCGGAGUGCGGCUGGUGUGGAGAUCCCAGCAGCACUGGGAAGGGCCUGUGCAUGGAGGGCUCCUCCAGGGGCCCAAUGAAGAGGCCAGCGAAGCAGGGCCAGUCCCAAGACAUGAGCCUGGACCUGGGCAGCUGCCCCAAAGACAAGGGCUACGAGUGGGCCUUUAUUCACUGCCCUGCGUGCCAGUGUAAUGGCCACAGCACGUGUGUGAACGGCAGCGUGUGCGAACAGUGCCGUAACCUCACCACCGGCCCUCACUGCCAGACCUGCAUGCCAGGUUACCAUGGAGACCCGACCAAUGGCGGCAAAUGCCAGGCCUGUAAGUGUAAUGGCCAUGCAAGCGUGUGCCAGGUGUUAACUGGCAAGUGCUUCUGCACCACCAAGGGGAUCAAAGGAGACCAGUGCCAGCUAUGUGACUCAGAAAACCGUUACCUUGGCAAUCCACUCAGAGGAACCUGUUACUACAAUCUCCUGAUCGACUACCAGUUCACUUUCAGUCUCAUCCAAGAAGAUGAUAAUCAUUACACUGCCAUCAACUUUAUGGCUUCACCUGAGCAGGCAAACAAGAACUUGGACAUGUCCAUUAAUGCAUCCAACAACUUCAACCUCAACAUUACCUGGUCGGUAGGAUCAACAGCUGGAACCAUCUCUGGAGAGGAGGUGCCUAUCGUGUCCAAAACUAACAUCAAGGAAUACAGAGACAGUUUCUCCUGUGAGAAGUUCACCUUUAGAAACAACCCAAAUAUUACCUUUUAUGUCUACGUCAGUAACUUCUCAUGGCCCAUCAAGAUCCAGAUUGCCUUCUCCCAACACAACAGUAUCAUGGACCUCGUCCAGUUCUUUGUGACAUUCUUCAGUUGCUUUCUAUCACUACUCCUGGUGGCAGCAGUGGUGUGGAAGAUCAAACAGACCUGCUGGGCUUCACGGCGGAGAGAACAGCUGAUGAGAGAGCGUCAGCAGAUGGCCAGUCGUCCAUUUGCCUCAGUUGCUGUUGCACUGGAUGCCAGGGGAGAACAAACAGAACUGUUGCAGCCUGUGGUUGAUGGUGCACCCAAACCGGUUGCGAUGGAGCCUUGUUCUGGAGGGAAAGCUGCUGUGUUGACUGUCCUCAUGCGUCUGCCCUCCGGGCCCUCAGGCUUACCUCCCCCAGGACAAUCAGGAAUCAUCGUUGCCAGUGCGCUGAUAGACAUUUCACAGCAGAAACCAACAGAUUUUAAGGACAAGUCCCAGGUGUUAAAGAACCGAAAAGCCCUUCCUCCAGCACACCAAGGCACCUGCGUCUGAGGUUCAACUCGUCAAUCCAUUUGGUCCCUAUUUAUACCAUCAGAGGUCAUAUUGUUCCAACAUGCCGCAGGUCCCAGUUGGAGGCCUUUCCAGAGACAAGACACGGCUACAUGUAGAAGAUUUAAUUUGGCUGCUACCAACCAAGUUUUCACUAAAACUUGCCAAGUCCCAAGAGCACAACACUGCUUACCUUUGCCCAAUUGCUCUGUUUCUACAGGUGAUCAGAAACAACUUUUCCUCCACCUGCCUGACCCGAGUUUAACUGAUUUCCUUCACACCGUGUAGAAAGUACAACGGAUGGUGUAAUAGAUUGCUGGUAGAUGUCCAUUAAAUACUGCCUAUGAGGUUUCUGUGCUUCUUUUUGCUUGCCAACAAGUGGUUUUCUAUGGUGCUAAAGCAUUUAGUUUUUAUGACACUCCUGACUCUAAUCUCAGCCUUUGCUGUAAGGACUGACUUCAUUCUGCCUUUUUGUGGAGAAAAAGCUACACGCUAGACCAGGACUCUCUUUAACACGCCGUGACCACUUUUGCCAAUUAGCAUCAUCGAUCUCUUUUAGCAUUUACUGAACAUAUGUAUCAUCCACCCAGCUAAAGCUAAAGUCUGUAUUUUCUGUGGAAUACAUACAAAUGCUGCAGAGACAUGAGACUGCGAUCACUACCAGCGGCGUAUGGGAGAACACUGCAAACUGCAGGAGGCACGAAUAAAUCAUCAGACAUCAAACUGAAGCAUGGAAAACCCCAAAACUUAAGAAAAAGUUAGGAGCAUUUUAUUAGCAAACUGGAAGUUUCAUUUGUUAAAAAAUCUUUUUUUCAGUGUGCCUACGGUUAAAGAAGUUGCAGAGAAACACUGAAGUUCUGUUCUGAUUCUUCACUGUAGUUUGUUGUUGUAUCAUUUUGCUGUGCAACUUGGACAUUAAGCUUUUGAACUUGCCCUUGGAUUGGUGUGGUGGGUGGAUGCCAUGUAGGAGAAAAACCUCCAUGCUGCUGUUUACUAAUUUGUUUUGUAAGUUGUUUUUAUUUUAUUUUUAAAGAAUCCUCUAAAGCUAUGACUUUAUUUUCAUCUUUGAGUACAAGGAGUUACGUUACCUUUUAUAAUGCCUUGGCUUUCCAUGAACUCCUGAGGAGGAGGGGGCAUGUUGAUCUGCAGAAUUUUAAAAGCUGUCGACCAUUUUUACUCCACACUGAGCUGUACAGAGUCUUGUUGCAACAAAUGUGAGUCUUUGUCACUCUUAUCUCUUGAGAUUUCAUGGGUUUGUCAGGUUUUUAUGACAGAAAGGCAAGAGAUUAUCAUUUAUUUUAGGGUUUGUCACCUGUUAUUAUAUCUAUGAUAAAUUGUAAGUCUUUUGCUACAUUUGUGUAAAGAGCAUUUCUGUUAAUAUUUUGUUUUGAUAUUUAACAGAUUCCUGUGUAAUUGCGCAUUUAACUUGAUUUUAUUGUUGAAUUAAAUCAGUUGUUUUAAUGUCAAUUCCUUUUGAACUGUGCAUCUUUAAGGACUGUAUGGGCAUUGUCUUUUUGUUGCAAAGUGGUCAUUAUGAUGCAUUUCCUAAGGAUAGUAAGCCAGCUAAUGUGUUUUUAUUUUGUGUUUGUAGAGUAAUCCUAUAACAGUGUCAUUACACAGGAAUCGGGGUCUCACUGUACCGUAAAAAAAAAAAGAUGAUAAACUGCAUAUCAGUAAUCUUCUGUGUAUUUUAAAGAUGAACAACAUGCCAGGAAAUAAAAAAAAAAAAAAAACA
Messenger RNA from Micropterus dolomieu (smallmouth bass), 6754 nucleotides. RefSeq names its product attractin-like 1b (gene atrnl1b). Gene Ontology annotation, molecular function: protein binding. Bases 895 to 5022 code for a protein of 1375 amino acids. The record is from RefSeq and is a predicted model, not a curated record. NCBI's taxonomy places the organism in Eukaryota, Metazoa, Chordata, Actinopteri, Centrarchiformes, Centrarchidae. The transcript is spliced from 29 exons. Gene Ontology annotation, cellular component: Golgi apparatus.